CAUCCUAUUUAUAGGCCCCUCAACGCUUAGUUUCAGUACAUCACACAAGUCCAGUCCAGAAAAGAAAAACCAUAUAUCCACCAUUUCGAGAUCAGCCAUGACCUUGGUCGCUGCAGUGUUGGUCUCUCUCGCCGCGUUGCUCGUCGCCGGCGGCGAAGCAUGCAACAACGUCCCGUCCAUGACAUCGUACGACGCGUGCAUCAAGCUGUCCAACACGACGGAGCGGUGGCACGCGCUCUGCCGGGAGACGCUGCCGAACGCGCCGGCCACCGCCGAGCUGACCGUCUACGCGCUCGUCGCGACGAGGCUGGCCAGGCAGAGGUACAGGAACGCCGUGGCCGAGAUGGACCAGAUGCUGGGCACCGGGAAGCUCCCCGCCGGCGAGAAGGCGUCGGUCGACCACUGCAAGGCGAAGUACGGCGAGGCGGGCCGCCUGAUGGCCGGCGUCGCGGACCAGCUGUUCGCGUGUGACUUCUCGCGCGUCAGGCAGGAGUACAUCGACGCGCAGGUCGCCGUCGGGUCCUGCCAGGACGGACUGUGGGCGUACCGCGGCUUGCCGGUGGUCGCCAUGGUCACGGCAGAUUAUGAUCUGACCAUGGUCUCGUAUUUGCUGGGGGCCUUGAUUGUGGGCAGGUAG
This is a messenger RNA of Panicum hallii, 637 nucleotides long. RefSeq lists its product as uncharacterized. NCBI's taxonomy places the organism in Eukaryota, Viridiplantae, Streptophyta, Magnoliopsida, Poales, Poaceae. The record is from RefSeq and is a predicted model, not a curated record. The coding region runs from base 98 to 637 and encodes 179 amino acids. The transcript has a single exon.